Messenger RNA from Triticum turgidum subsp. durum (durum wheat), 2526 nucleotides. Lineage: Eukaryota; Viridiplantae; Streptophyta; Magnoliopsida; Poales; Poaceae. The record is from the annotation of a GenBank genome assembly.
AUGGAGGAGGACGCGGAGGGCAUGGACCGCUUCGACAUGGACGGCGACUUCCUGGGCGGCCGCUCCGGCCGCGACGGGGACUUCUUCUACGAGGGCCGCCGCCAGCGCGCGCUCCAGACCCGCGACGAUGCCCUCUACGGCGUCUUCGCCGAGGGGGACUCCGACUACGAUUACGACUCCGAGGAGGACGAGGGGUCGCGACCCCGCAAGCGCAGAAGGGACGAGCUCGAGUCUGACUUCACCAGGCCCGUGCAGUUCGUCUCCAAGGGAAUGCCCGAGGGGGUGGAGCGGGAGGAGCAGAGGCCUGGGCUUGGCCAGGCCGCGUUCUCCUUGCGCACCGCCGCCGCCGCGGAGGAGGACGCGGAGGACAACCAGGACCUGCCCACGGGGUUCGGGCAGCGGAUCGCGGAGGGUGCGCGUGCCAGGCGGGAGGAGAAGGAGCGGCAGCACGAGGCGGCCAAACGCCGCCGCCAGGCGUCGUCGGCGGCCGGGGCGGAUGAUGGAAAACCAGCGCCGGCCCCUGGCAGCGUGGAGUCCAACACGAAGGUGGCUAAGAUGAUGGCUAUGAUGGGGCACAAGAGAGGAAUGGGCCUCGGCAAGAAUGCUCAGGGAAUCACCGCACCGCUGGAGACCAUCCCGCGCCGCAAAAAUGCCGGACUUGGCAGUGUCGAGGAGUUUAAGGAGGCCAAGCCCUUCACUGCCAAGGAGAACCUGCCACCCCCACCUCCUCCGCCGUGUGCCAAGAAGGAAAAGCAACGGUGGUCCAAGAAGGCCAGCUUGAUGAGAGAUCAGGUCCUGACCAAGAAUGAGUUGCUGGCUAUGCACGCCGAGCAGGAACAGGAUGAGCAGCCCACGGUUGUCCAGAAGGUGAUUGACAUGCGAGGGCCUCAGGUUCGUGUGCUGACAGACUUGAAGGGGCUCAGUGAUGAACAGGAGAUGGAGGUGAAUGAUGUGCCAAUGCCAGAGUUGCAGUACAAUGUGCGGGUGCUUGUUGACGAGACUAAGGCUGAUAUCAUCAGGUUGGAUGGGCAGCUGCGACAGGAGCAGGAGAGGGUGGCUAGUUUGGUGGGGGAGAAGGAGAAAGUAGCAAAGCAGGAGGCGUUGCAGAAACACCAGCUGCAGGUUAUGGAGACGAUUGCAGGUGUGCUGGAGCAAGUCUGGGUGGACGAUACAGCUGGUUUGCUCAUGCUGCGAGGGUUGCUCAAGACCUUCCAGGAAUUGAAGCUGCGCCAUGAGGAGGAGUUCAAAAUGUGCAGCGUUGCAUGGAUCGCUUGCCGAUUUGCUCAUCCGUUACUGAUCCAGGUCUUCCAGGGGUGGCAGCCUCUGCAGAAUCCGCUGUUUGGCUUGGAAGUCAUGUCAUCAUUGAAGGAUUUGCUGCAGUGUGACCAGCCAUAUGAUUUCUCAGAUGCUACUGAAUCAAUGGCUCCAUAUGUACAGCUGGUUAGCGAGGUGAUCCUGCCAGCUGUGAGGAUAUCAGGAACUAAUUCAUGGGAGGCUAGGGAUCCAGAACCAAUGCUCUGCUUUCUCGAGUCAUGGGAGCAGUUGCUGCCCCCUAUUGUACUCCAUUCAAUAUUAGAGCAUGUAAUCAUGCCAAAGCUCACAGCCGCUGUUGAAUCCUGGGAUCCACGAAGGGAGAAGGUACCCAUUCAUGCAUGGGUACAUCCAUGGUUGCCGACUCUAGGACGAAGGAUAGAGACCUUGUGUCACUCCAUUCGGUACAAGCUGAGUAGUGUCCUCCAUGUUUGGCAAGCUCACGAUGCAUCAGCUUACGCUUUGCUAUCUCCAUGGAAGGGUGUAUUUGAUCCAGCAAGUUGGGAAGACUUGAUAGUGCGUUAUAUCAUUCCUAAACUUAAAAUGGCACUCCAGGAGUUUCAGAUCAACCCAGCAAACCAGAAGUUCGACCAGUUUAACUCGGUUAUGAUUUGGGCUUCUGCUGUACCGGUAUCCCAUAUGGUCCAUAUGUUGGAAGUUGAUUUCUUUAGCAAGUGGCAGCAGGUUCUGUACCAUUGGUUGUGUUCAGAGAUUCCCGAUUUCAAUGAGAUCACAAACUGGUACAAGAGCUGGAGGGGUCUUUUCCCACCAGAGUUACUCGCCAAUAAACGCAUACGGAUGCUUCUAACGGCUGGUCUUGAGAUGAUGAACCAAGCUGCUGAAGGGGUUGACUUGGUGCAGCCAGGGGCAAGUGAGAAUGUGGGCUACUUGAGAGCAACAGAGAAGUGGCAAUUUGAUGCAGCACAGCAAGCAUCGCAAUACCCAGCUUAUCAUUCAGUGCCAGGUGCAACCAUGGGAGAUAUGAGCUUCAAGGAGUCUAUUCAGGCAUAUGCGGCUGACCAAGGUUUGCUGUUUAUGCCUAGAGUUAAUAAAUCCUAUAAUGGCAAGCCAGUGUAUGAAUUUGGCACCGUGAGUAUCUUCAUAGACUCUGUCAAGCGACUACUCUAUGCGCAACUUCAAGAGGGAACCGAUAGAUGGAGUUCUGUGUCUCUUACACAACUGCUGGAAAUGAACCGGAUGGCAAGAUCACACUAG